AUGGUACGAAUUACUGUAGAACUUAUUCGAAAAAAAUCGGAGCAUAAUGAAGGUGAAAUAUCGACGUUGGAAGAAAUUUCCCUACAUCAAGAAAACAUUGAGAAAAUUGAACUGAUAGAUAGACUGUGUAGACACUUGACAAUACUUUUACUACAAAAUAAUUUAAUAGCUAAGAUAGAAAAUUUGAAUAUGCUGAAGAAACUUGAGUAUUUGAAUUUAGCACUCAAUAAUAUUGAAGUUAUUGAAAAUUUAGAAGGACUGGAAAGUCUUGAAAAGUUAGAUUUAACUCUGAAUUUCAUUGGAGAUUUGCGAAGUAUUAAGAGCUUAAGGCAUAAUGAGAACUUGAGACAGCUUUUUUUAACAGGAAAUCCAUGUGCUGAUUAUUCUGGCUACCGUGAUUACGUAAUAGCAACAUUACCACAAUUAAAGGAACUCGACAUGACGGAAAUCACACGAUCAGAACGAAUUACAGCACUUCAAAGGCACGCGGAAAUUGAGGGAGAUGUCAUUAGAGACUACAGAAGUUAUGCCAAGCUAAGAGCAAAACAAAUUCAUCAUCACCGUCAACAGGAAGAAUUUAAAAACCGCAAGGCUAAUAAUGACAAUGGAAACCAUCAACACAACAACGAUAAUGAAACAGAGAAUCAUCAUAAUAAUGAUAAUGAAAGUGAUGGUUAUGACAAUGAACAAGAGAAUGAACAAUUUUGGAAUACUAAAAGCUAUCAUACACCUGAAGAACGAAUUGCUAUUGCUGAAAGAUCACAAAAAAUCAUGGAAAAAAGAAACCAAACUCAUCAUGAUCAACCUCACAAAACGAAAUACAUUCCUAAAUUAUUUAGCCCUGAAGGACUACCUUAUAAUCUUAACCAACCAAAGGUUCCUUUUGUUCUGAAUGAUGAAGAUGAUGGAGAAAAUAUUUAUCUAGAUGUUACUAUCUACAAACAUCUAGACUCAUCACUCUUAGAGGUGGAUAUUCAGCCCAGUUAUAUAAGAGUAACUAUCAAAGGAAAAAUUUUACAAUUGAGGCUCCCCUGUGAAGUAUUAACAGACAAAAGUUUCGCCAGGAGAAAUGUCAUCACUGGGAAUUUAAUUAUAACUAUGCCACGUUUGGAUCCAUUGCCAACUAUAGCAAAACCACCAAAUUAUUCAGACAAGAAAUCUCUAAAGGAUAAUAAAUCUCAGAUUGUUAGAUCUGGUGUGUUAUCAACUAAACGAGAACUUUUAGAAAUUGGUCCACCGAAGGAUGACAUGGACUUUUCUAAAAUAUAUCAAGAUCCUAAAAAGUCACACAUCAUUUCUCAUGUAAAUAAAACACAUAAUGAAGUUGUUACUGAUAAUUAUGUUGAUAAUCCAGAAGUUCCACCACUGGAAUGA
Chelonus insularis is the source of this 1374-nucleotide messenger RNA. RefSeq names its product touch insensitive larva B (gene tilB). Gene Ontology annotation, biological process: outer dynein arm assembly. The transcript is spliced from 3 exons. Gene Ontology annotation, molecular function: protein binding. Bases 1 to 1374 code for a protein of 457 amino acids. NCBI's taxonomy places the organism in Eukaryota, Metazoa, Arthropoda, Insecta, Hymenoptera, Braconidae. The record is from RefSeq and is a predicted model, not a curated record. Gene Ontology annotation, cellular component: cytoplasm.